AUGAGGCUUUUAAGCUUAGUGAAGAGGGCGGGCCUCACCAAAGCGCACCAGCCCGAACUUUUGCAGGAAUCUCUUUCACAUAAAGCUGAUAGCGCGGCCGGUGAAAGGUCACAGAGAGCUUUGGUAGAGAUGGAUUACCAGGCCGCGCAGGCACGUUUCGAGCAGGCAUGCACGGAAAUGACGCAACCGGCCACCCGCGAGGCGGGAACCAAGGUCAUGCUCGAGUUCCGUAGCACCCCAAACGUCUUGCCUCUCUGCAAACAUAUUUUCGAAACAACCCAACGGGACGAUGUCCGGUUCCACGUUGUCACUGCUAUUAAGGAGGUUGCGGCUCGCGAGUAUGCACUGCAUCCAAAAGUCGAAAUACACGGCCUACGCGAUUGGCUCCUUGAAUAUGUAGUCGGGAAGUACGACCUGCUACCCCCAUAUGUCCGCAAUUCCACCCUUUCGACUGUAGCGGUCAUCGUCAAGCGCGGCUGGUUGGAAGAAUCAAGGCCAGAUAAGGAGACGUUUUUUGGUCGAAUUCUGGCCCUGCUCAACGGUGAAAUAACCCACCGUCAAACUGGCGUCGCGUUGUUAUCCUAUAUGCUGGACGAAUUCUCAUCUGAUCGCUCAAGUGCCGUUGGUCUUCCAUAUGAUUUUCACAUUAAAAGCCGUAGGUCUUUUGAGGAAGGAGAACUACGACAUAUCUUUCAGAUAUUAGUCCAAAUUAUUCAGCAUACGUUGCAAGUUGGACCACAGAUUGACAAUCCUCCCGAGUUUGAUUUCUUUACUAUGAGCGUCGCGGCUACUGAAAAGAUCCUUGGCUGGGACUUUGUCAAACCUUGCGAUAAUGCGCUCCAAGGACGAUUUGAACGGAGGCAACAUGUCCGCGAUUAUCUGAUUACUGCCAAUUUCCCCCUUAGCUGGCGAGAAUUCAUCGUACGACCUGAUAUCAUAGACAUGUUUUUCCAGCUCCAUCAUACGAUGCAAGAGCAUGAUCGUCUAUCCGAUCACACACGACAGUGCCUGAUUCAUCUGGCGGGACUGCAUGGCUCAGUAUUUUGUUCCGCCAAUGCAAAUGGUGUUUUAGUUGAGGAUCAGAAUGGACAACGUGGAUACGUGGCGCAUUUCCUGAAAUCUUUUCUGAAGCUACUCACAAGGUUUUUAUCCACAACAACCUUCGACCCAGAUAGUGGCUAUGGUCCGGAGUUGGUUGGAAUAACAUCCAUGGCAAAGCGGGUCCUACAAAACUUUCCAUUAACUAUAACUGGAGCUGUCCCGGAAUUUCUACCGUUUCUGAACGAACUGGGAAAACUGACUGUAACAUGUUCACGUAAUACGGUGGGGGAUUCGGAAGAGUAUUGUACUGAGGCCGCCGAUGAACUUUUGGAUCUUUGGGCAGGGCUAAUUCGGCAGAUUGAGGAUUACAUGCAUGAGCAAGCUGCACUGAGAACUACGGGAGCCGCUCCUGGGUUAACGUUUGACUUGGCCACCCUGAUGACCUUUUUGACAAGUGUUGCGUAUCAUGUUUUCGACACGUAUGUGGAUUCACGUCUGGAGCUUGCGAAACUGUCUGUGGAAGAUGAGGUGGACAACAUGAAGGAUGAGUAUCUGUACGAAGAUCAGCUCUUGGCUGUGGCUAUCAUAGGUCGUGUGGAGCCUGGAAAAUCGAUAGCCAAGUUGCAGCAGUUGAUUGCGGAUCGAAUGGCCAGAUUACACGAAGCAUUUGCCGGAAACCAGGAACAAGCAAGUCAGAUUCCUAUUCUACUUGAGCAUAUUCACUGGCUGUCGUUGCUCUCAGGCCACUUAUUGGCUGACUCGGGCCGAGGCGAGAAACCUGAGAUACCUCGAACUUUGAAAGGGUUAUCGUUGCAUUCACGAGUAGACGCUGACCCCGUUGUCACACUGGCCAUGACACUUUUCAAAGUUUUCAAACUUGUGUCGGUGGAGCCAGAUAGCCCGCAGUUCGCUCUGUGCAGUCCUUUGGUUAGCGAGACGCUCCUGUGGUUUGUCGAGCGUUGGACCGAGACGUACCUCUUUCUCGACUGCAGGGAGGCGGCUUCCCCGUCCUUGGUCAGAGCUUUCGGUAGACAAGAAGGUGGACAACACGUACUUGACUUCAUCCUUACGAUGGUGCAAAAGAACUUUGUUCUAUGGCAUGGGGAGACGGACGUGUUGUUACAGGUAGUCAAUUUGCUUAAUGCUUUCUCGCGGAACACGGAGGUUCGCAACGCCUUGCUUGUGUCUGAAACAUUCCAAGGCAUGAUAUCCUUCUUCUUGGAUAACCUUAGUCGACUACCCGCAGAUGUGCACAGUCCUUUAAUAGAAAACAUUGCAACAAUCGCAACCCAUGCCACGAGCGCUGAUGUCAGAUCACAUUACUUUAGCGGCCUCAGUAAUGCGAUCGAAAAGCGGCUACUAGGCAUCCUGAAUCAUCCCCAAUUUCUGCAGAUCUAUCAGCUUCCGGAGAGCAUCGAGUCGGUCAUGAGCACAAUGGAGAUGUACGGUGGACUGGCCCUAGCUGCUGACGAAUCAAAUACGAAGGAAAUUUUUGCCACCAUCUCAAAGUACUUUGAUGCCUUUAUUAAAUUAUUGGAAGUGUAUCGGAAUGUCACGGAAGUGGAAAAGUAUAUCCUGUUAGUUUUUGCGAACUUGAUUCGAUGUCAGUCCUUCGAAGAACUGACUCCAGCGGACUGCCAGAAACUGUACACUGCUGUUCUCGAAUUAUUGAAAACGUACGCGAAAAACGAAGUUGGCAAAACACGUGUGCUGCAGGCCGAACGGGAGGAGGAACUAUAUGAAGAUGUUUCAUGUAUACUAGAGCUGUUGGCCCAACUUAUGGCAUCGCAGUACGAAGGCCUUGCUUGGAGCGACAUUUUAGUCAAACGCAAAAACAAAGCUACCGUGGAUGUGGCAGACGUCAUUUUCUAUGGUGUCAAUGUUGUAAUACCGCUGAUCACUGAUCAGAUGUUGCAGUUCCCUGAACUCUGCAAGGACUACAUAUCCUUGGUAAGCAACCUGGUGCGGUACUUCCCAGACAAGCUGUCGAGCCUUCCUUCGGAACUUCUUUCCAGUUUGGUAAGAUCUCUGGAGUUUGGUAUGCACAAUGCUAUCUCGGAAGUAGCCAGGAGCGCGUUUGAAGCAGUGACAGCGCUGGCGCUUUUCGGAUGGGACGAACAAGCCAGCAGCGGAAUGUCACUCGAGUUUUUGCAUCCAUAUUUGGAUGGAUUGCUGCAGCAGACACUAGAGAUGUUUUUGUUUCGCGAUUUUGAUUCGGGACUGAUGGAAUCCGCUGGAGAAGCACUCUUUGCAUUGGCUUUGUCCCGAGGAGAUCAUUACAAUACCCUUACACAGCAUCUUAUCAGCCAGCAGUCGCAACCUCAUUUCGCAAGAAGGCUCAGCGACGCCCUGCAAACUCUAAACACGGCAAUUGCAGAAACGGCGCAAACUCCUGGUGCAGCGGAACGACUGAGGAUAGCACGAGUUGAGGGAUUCAUUGGUGGACCCAGUGCAGCGUGGUUUUCUAGAUAUAGGGAGCGAUUGGAAGCAUUUCUCAUGGACGUUCGGGGGUUUUUGAGGGUGAAAUGAAUGUAAAUUCAAAGUCUUUUAGGCAAUUUGGUAGCUAAUAUGUAUACGAUAGGGUUUUUGUUCGUCUAUAGUAGAUCUGAAAUUAAUGGCAGUAUUUGGAAGUGAAGCAUCGAAAAGCU
Molecule: messenger RNA, 3689 nt
Organism: Spizellomyces punctatus DAOM BR117
Lineage: Eukaryota; Fungi; Chytridiomycota; Chytridiomycetes; Spizellomycetales; Spizellomycetaceae
Exons: 23
Coding region: 1-3570 (1189 amino acids)
Biological process (GO): protein export from nucleus
Cellular component (GO): nuclear pore; cytoplasm
Molecular function (GO): nuclear export signal receptor activity
Source: RefSeq, a predicted model, not a curated record